GAUUCAGACGCAGAACAAUCGAUUUCGUCAUCUCCCGCUUCUUAUCUAAUUAAUAUAGAAAAAUAUCAACUGAUGAGUAUUCAUGUCACAGUCGCAAGAAUUAAUCCUGAUAUAUCAACUAAAUUA
This is a messenger RNA of Racocetra fulgida, 126 nucleotides long. The record is from the annotation of a GenBank genome assembly. Lineage: Eukaryota; Fungi; Glomeromycota; Glomeromycetes; Diversisporales; Gigasporaceae.